AUGUUGUACUCCGAAGACGAAGAUAAGGACACCUUCCUUCGCAGACCCUUUAAUAGCAACUGGUCCCUAACUUGGGAACCCGACGAAGAAAUGGGAAUGGCACUGUCAACGCCCUCCAUCUUGUCGAUUGUCACCUACACACUGACGUUCUUGCUCGGUGUCCCCGGCAACGUCGUCGUCAUCUGGGUAACGGGCUUCAAGAAGACUGGCGGCAUUAGCAGAGUUGGUUUCCUGAACCUAGCCGUGGCAGACCUGACAUACUGCCUCACCCUCCCCUUCUUACUGGGCAAUGUGGCCUCCGAAAGUUCCUGGCCCAGAGACAACGUCUUCUGCAAGCUCCUUCCCGCCGCCAUCAUCCUCAACAUGUCUGCCAGCGUCUUCCUAUUGACCCUGAUCAGCAUUGACCGCUAUCUGGCUGUCUUUCAACCCUUGUGGUUCCGGCUACGGAGGACCACAGCCUGUAAGCACGUCACCUGCCUUGGGGCCUGGGGCCUUGCCUUCCUCAUGUGCUUGCCCACCCUGCUGACACGGCAGGUGAUCAGCUAUCCUGAGAUGGGCUUGAUGUACUGCGGCUUCAACAACACCGGAACUUACUUCGGGGAACAUACCAAAGUCGUAGUGGAGGCUACUCGGACCGCUUUAGCGUUCGCCCUCCCCUUCCUGAUCAUGGCAUCCUGCUACCUCCUGAUCGGCUGGAAGCUGAAGAGAGACAAAGUUGCCAAGUACAGAAAGCCCAUCCGCAUCAUAUCGGCCGUGGUCGCCACCUUUUUUCUCUGCUGGCUGCCAUUUCACAUUUGUGGCCUAGCCCAGGCUUUCUCCACCCAACCUGAAGCCUUGAUCUGGGACAACCUGUCUGUGGGCCUGGCUUCCCUCAACAGCGCCCUGAACCCCAUUCUCUAUGUCUUCAUCAGCCACAACUUCCGCCAGGUUUUCAAGCACUCCCCGACCACCUUGUUCCUCCAGGCCUUCGCCGAUCAGCCGGAUGGAGUCGAUUCACAGCAAGCCGAUCAGUCUAACCAACGCGGGUGCCAAGUCUGA
This is a messenger RNA of Mobula hypostoma (lesser devil ray), 1038 nucleotides long. RefSeq names its product C3a anaphylatoxin chemotactic receptor-like. Gene Ontology annotation, biological process: inflammatory response; phospholipase C-activating G protein-coupled receptor signaling pathway; complement receptor mediated signaling pathway. Gene Ontology annotation, molecular function: complement component C5a receptor activity; G protein-coupled receptor activity. The record is from RefSeq and is a predicted model, not a curated record. Bases 1 to 1038 code for a protein of 345 amino acids. Gene Ontology annotation, cellular component: plasma membrane. NCBI's taxonomy places the organism in Eukaryota, Metazoa, Chordata, Chondrichthyes, Myliobatiformes, Myliobatidae. The transcript has a single exon.